UGGCUGAUUCACAUCACAAGUGCCAGAGGAUCAGGAGACAGAAGCAUCCCAACACACCUGAGCAGUGUGAGCCAAGGAGCACCGCGCAGAACUGAAAGAACUUCAAGUCUAAUCCAUCGGUGAGAAGAAUUCCUGAGGCCAUGAUUGCUUCACAGAUUCUCUCCAUUCUCACUUUUGUGCUCCUCAUUAAAGACAGCGCGGCCUGGACUUACAAUGUGUCCAGGAUAAACAUGACUUAUGAUGAGGCUAGUGCUUAUUGUCAGCAAAGGUACACACACCUGGUCGCAAUUCAAAACAAAGAGGAGAUCGAGUACCUGAACGCCACGUUGAGCUAUUCUCCAAGUUAUUACUGGAUCGGCAUCAGAAAAGUCAAUGGUGUGUGGAUCUGGGUGGGGACCCAGAAGCCCCUGACCAAAGAAGCCAAGAACUGGGCUCCAGGAGAACCCAAUAAUAAGCAGAAAAACGAGGACUGCGUGGAGAUCUACAUCAAGAGACCAGAAGGUUCCGGCAUGUGGAAUGACGAGAGAUGCAGUAAAAGGAAGCUCGCGCUGUGCUACACAGCUGCCUGCACCCAAGCCUCCUGCAGCGGCCAUGGGGAGUGUAUAGAGACCAUCAACAACUACACCUGCAGGUGCCACCCUGGCUUCAGUGGACUCGAGUGUGAGCACGCUGUGACCUGUAAAGAACAGAAAAACCCUGAGCACGGGAGGCUGGUUUGCACUUCACCCUUUGGGACCUUCAGCUACAGUUCCUCCUGCUCCGUCAGCUGUGACAGUGGCUACCUGCCAAGCAGCAUGGAGACCACCUGGUGUACAUCCUCUGGGGAAUGGAGUGCUCCUCUUCCCACCUGCAGAGUGGUGGAGUGUGCUGCUUUGACAAAUCCAGCCAAUGGAACCAUGGAUUGUGGCCUGGGCCCUGGACGCUCCCCCUGGAACACCACAUGUACAUUUGGCUGUAAGGAAGGAUUCGAACGAGUGGGAGCUCAGAACCUCACGUGUACCUCCUCUGGGAACUGGGAUGACGAGAAGCCGCUGUGUAAAGCUGUAACAUGCGAAGCCAUCCACCGGCCUCAGCAUGGCUCUGUGCACUGUAGCUACUCCACAGCUGGAGAGCUCACCUUCAAGUCCUCUUGCAAAUUCAGCUGCAAAGGGGGCUUCAGGCUGCUGGGACCAGCCCAGGUUGAAUGCACAGCACAAGGGCAGUGGACACAGCAAACACCAGUGUCCUUAGCUCUCCAGGGUGGAGCUUUAUCCAGCCCAGAGUGAGGCCAGGUGGUUUGUCUUUCUAGUGCUUCUGGAGACUCCAAAAUAGAUCUAGCUUGUAGGUUCUCCUGGAAGCCAGGAUUUUCUUUGGAGGAAUCCAAAAGGCUCCAGUGUGGCCUCACAGGGGACUGGGACAGUGAGAGCCCACAUGCAAAGAUACUGGCUCACUCUUGCCUUGCAGCUGUGCAGUGCGAUGCUCUCCCUGUGCCCCUGAAUGGCUCUGUGAAGUGCUCUCCUUCCCCUACUGGAGAGUUCACCUACAGGUCCUCUUGCACCUUCCACUGUGACGAUGGCUUUGACUUACAUGGAUCAGCUCAACUGGAGUGCACAUCUCAGGGGCAGUGGACACACGAGGUCCCCUCCUGCCAAGUGGUACAGUGUUCAAGCCUGGCAGCUCCAGGAAAGGUCAACAUGAGCUGCAGUGGGGAGCCUGUGUCUGGCACUGUGUGUGAGUUUGCAUGCCCUGAAGGCUGGAUGCUCAAUGGCUCUGCAGCUCUGACAUGUGGUGCCACAGGACACUGGUCUGGGACGCUGCCUACCUGUGAAGCUCCCCCAGAGUCCAGCACUCCCUUGGCAGCUGGACUUUCUGCUGCAGGAACCUCCCUCGUGGCACUGACGUCAGUUCUCCUCUGGCUUCUGAAAUACUUUCGGAAGAAAGCAAGGAAAUUUGUCCCUGCGAGCAGCUGCCAAAGCCUUGAAUCCCAUGGAAACUACCAGAUACCUUCAGACUUCAUCUAAGCUCAAAGGAAUCUGGAACACUGGUGCAUCCCGGGAACUAGUCUGAACCACUGAAGACAGCAGAGGUGUCCUGCCCCCUGGCCUUCCUGGCCCAUUGUCCUAUGCCUUGACAGCUGGGACCAUGACUUCAGUGGAUUAAGUCCAGAGCCAAGUGCAGUCUUCCACCAAAAAGACUCAAUCUUCUUGUUCCUAUUCUCAGGACAAAGAAAUUGCUGGCUAGGCUAUUAGAGGAGAGGGUCUUCUUCAAAGCGAGCUAAAGAAAUCAAGAGUCUGGACUCAGAAUUCCUUUCCUAACUCUCCGUUGGAAGCUCUGAAUCUCAGUGGAGAAACAAUGUUUUCUGGCUCUGUUUCUCUUGUCCCUCACUGUGUUGCAACUGCUAGUUACAGAAUUGCAUUUAGAGGAGUACAUUAUAAUUAUCAAUAGUUUACAGGAAACCAAUUGUCCAGUGAUAUUUGGCUUCCAACUUGGGGGUGGGGGAUACAUGACAAGAUUUUUAAUGGCCAGAGACAACUGCACAAGAGGCUGUUGGUGGUGCGAGGUGCAAAUCCUACUUAGUACUCAGUGCUAGGAUCACCAAGCAUGGUCCUGAUCAUGUCCCUGUGGGACUCAGGGCUUUUAAAGUGUUCUUAGAGGUAGUAGUCUUCCUAUUUGCCUUGAAUAUAGUAUGCUCCUCCUCAAUUCUUAAUUUAGAACAAGGUUUACAAGGGACUUUUGACAUUUGACAUUGAUUGUUGACUAUGAUAGGGUAAAUAUUCCUGAUCUAGGUUGCCACCUCCUUGUUUAUUAACAAAUUUAAAUUUGCAUUUGCUGUAGAUUUAUGUAAAACAAACAUGCAAACAAGUGUGAUGUUCUGAGGUUUUAUUACAAUUGUGUGGGACAUGAUGCUCUCAGGAGAGUGAAAGCUGAACACAGGGUUUGAUUCUUGUUACCAUAGUUUUACACAAAUUAUUGCUUUCCAUGAUGAAACUUCCAUGAGGCCAAAUUUUCUGAUCUGAUAAAAGCAUCAUAAAUGUAUGAAUUGUCAAGAUCAUUGUAAAGUCAUGUGUAGCUAAUAAAAAAAAAGCAUCAACACAAACAAAUGAAGGUACAAUUUUGUGACUUUCUUUGUAAAAAUACAUGUAGACAUAUUGAUGUGCUUUGCCCUCCUACAAGGGGGUUUGCCAAAUGUCUGAUGUAAAUACAAUUCUUUUGUAUUAUGUAAGAUUUUAAAUUCAUAGGAAUUCACCAUGUAAAGCACCAAGUGGAUUUUUACAGUGAAAAGUGUAAUGAUUAUUUUUAGUUGUUUUAUUCUGUAUAUUAGUAUUCCUGGAAGAGAGUGUUAUGUUUCUAAGGAGAGUUUAAAAUUCCUAAGGAACUUCCAGGUAUCACUGACAAUGAGACAUUCCUGGUCAGUAAGUGCCAAAGCUGCCCACAUCAAAGCUUUCCCACAUUUCUUUUAACUUAGCAUGUUGAAGAGGAACAUUUCAAGUAAGUGCUGCCUGAAUGUUGGCAGUGGUGGAGCCAGCAGUAAACGGGAGGUGUGAUAAAGAUGAGAAAGCAGAGGUUUCUUAAGGGGCAGAAGGACUCAGGGAAGGGGGACUAUCGUGAUCAGAUUACAUAUGGAAAGAGUUAUUAUUUUUUUCUGAAAUUGCUCAAAUGUUGUAAAUAUUUACAUAUUCUGCAUUAGAAAUAACUGCAUGAAAUAUAAAUUUUAAAUUAUGACUUAGAGUAGUUUACAGUUUUAAUGUGUUAUUUAUUUAAGGUUUUGCCAGGUUUAUUAUACUUGACAUAGCAGUUAAAGUCUGACAAUAAAUAUGUGCAUAUUUAUCUCUGUAUAGGCUCUUUCUUAAAACUUUAAUUGCAGCUGGGUGCAGAGGUGCAUACCUAUAAUCCUAGAGGCUCAAGAAGCCAAGGCAAGAGGAGGA
Molecule: messenger RNA, 3905 nt
Organism: Ictidomys tridecemlineatus (thirteen-lined ground squirrel)
Lineage: Eukaryota; Metazoa; Chordata; Mammalia; Rodentia; Sciuridae
Gene: Sele
Product: selectin E
Biological process (GO): cell adhesion
Cellular component (GO): membrane
Source: RefSeq, a predicted model, not a curated record